AUGUCUCUAACUGCCGAGCCAGCCCCUAUAGUGGAUGGCAAAUCACCGGAGCUCGACGACGUUGGUGUUCUUGACUCCUCAACAGUGAACCCAUCCGGAACGGAUACGAAUGGCGCUCAAGACACUGAUCACGGGGCCGAUUCCAGUGACGGCGGACUCGGCCCGUCAGAUGAGCAAGUCCGUGCAUCUAUGAUUCAUCUGUUGAAUCCUGUGCUGGGAAGCGCUUUCGGGAGUUCACUCAUCGAAGAAGGAGGUAACACCAAACGUAAAGGCGAUGAAAGCGGUAGUGGUGGAGCAUCGAAAAAACAUCGUUGGAUGACCGUCGACGAAUUGGAAGAAAGUCGUUUUGGGAGAAGCAAAAGCUACGGACGUGUUCACUGUAAAGCUACCUAUAAAUGCGCUGUGAGUUUUAUGAAAAAUAACGAAUUUCACUGCAAAUUUCGAUUUCUUGGGUGUUCAGUUUCUUGUCACGCAUCGUAG
Messenger RNA from Cooperia oncophora, 480 nucleotides. NCBI's taxonomy places the organism in Eukaryota, Metazoa, Nematoda, Chromadorea, Rhabditida, Trichostrongylidae. The record is from the annotation of a GenBank genome assembly.